AUGGCAAACAAAAUGGUCGCCGAGAAUUUGCUCAAAGCAGCGCAUGUGGCUCCUGAAAUCUUCGAGCUACGACCAGACUAUCGAGCUCUCUUGCUGAUCGUGGAGGGGAUUCCACCAGGCCCUAGCGAUGAGACUAGCGAGAAGGUUCUCCAAGAAGCAGAGAGUCAUGUCAAGGAAAUGGCCGCCAGUGCUUCUAUCACCGAAUUCCCUCAUAUCGCAACGUGGAGAGAAGCCUACAAAGGCUUCGGAGCCAAGCCGAACAAGACACGGAACAGCCUGGAAGCCUUAACUCGUCGCGCUGAGAAUGGAUUACCACGUAUCAAUCGAUUGACGGAUAUCUACAAUGGCAUUUCUGUCAAAUAUCAGAUCCCUUUUGGUGGCGAAGAUCUAGAUAAAUACGACGGGACCGCAUUCCUGCGACGCGCCACUGGCAAAGAGCCCUUCCAAACUUUCUCGGGUGGAGAGCCUCAAACCGAGCUCGCUACAGCUGGAGAGCCCAUCUGGUGUGAUAACACGGGCAUCACUUGCCGACGUUGGAACUGGCGACAAGGCCCUCGGACCGCGUUGACAGAUGACUCUACGCGGGUGUUAUUCAUUCUCGAUGCAUUGAACCCACUUUCGGACGAUACUUUGAUCCAAGCCGCAGAUGAGCUUGUAGCCUUGCUUAAGGGCCUCUCUCCGGAUGUUCAGACAUCUAGACGUCUUAUUGAUUCUUCCGCGUGA
This is a messenger RNA of Penicillium manginii, 723 nucleotides long. RefSeq names its product B3/B4 domain-containing protein. The transcript has a single exon. The coding region runs from base 1 to 723 and encodes 240 amino acids. Gene Ontology annotation, molecular function: RNA binding; phenylalanine-tRNA ligase activity. The record is from RefSeq and is a predicted model, not a curated record. Lineage: Eukaryota; Fungi; Ascomycota; Eurotiomycetes; Eurotiales; Aspergillaceae.